AUGCUCACCUCCAUCUCCCCCUUCCAAGCUCCUUCAAUGAGUGACAUUCCGGGUUUUCGUACGCCUUCUGCGCGUUCCGCGUCUUCCAGUAAUGGGACGACUCAUGGCAUUACAUCCCUACCCGAACAUGCAUCAAACUCCUCCGGGGACAGUUCAAAACACGCGCUGAGGAGAGAGUACUCUGCUCCAACCAUCACCGCCACCGCCUCAUCGGCUUGUAAGAUCGAGGCCCGCACCAGCGUAACGCCACCAACACCAGCACCGACAGUUACUUGUCCGCAGACAGGGCUCCGUUACCCCGCACCCUUUUCUGAUGAACCGGCAGCUGUAAAGGCCCUCAACGAGUGUGAUUACUCUAUUCGUAUUACCAUGGAGAUGGCGAAAUCUGGAACAUGUACAAACCCUUCAUCAGUGCCAUUUUUAAAACUUCAGAGGCUUGUUGUUGCUCGGCUUAGCUAA
Molecule: messenger RNA, 459 nt
Organism: Dibothriocephalus latus
Lineage: Eukaryota; Metazoa; Platyhelminthes; Cestoda; Diphyllobothriidea; Diphyllobothriidae
Source: the annotation of a GenBank genome assembly